CGAAAACCUAUGUUAUUUUUCCUGUCAUGUUGUUUGUUUGCCGGGCCAGAACAGGUCAAUUUGAUUUUUUGUCUCCAAGCAUACAUGUCAGUUAGAUGAGUAAAAGAGAAGAAUGUGGCCAAAUAAUUUGCCAUGGGAUAGCAUGGUGAUUUGGUGGCCUUGUUUAUAAAUAAGCUGUAAUCACUUUGAUGCUGGAAGUCAGUUGGGAUGGAUAAAAGGGAAUUUUCAACCGCUAUAUGUACUUUUUUCAUGCAGCCGGUUAAUUCUAGUAGGUACUAGUACUCUGUGCUGGUAAUACACUCCAUAUAUAUAUAGUUGGCAUUGAUUAUUUCGCGAAGGUAUGUGUUUUGUGGAACUGUAGUUUUCUUAUCUCAAUUCCAUUCCAUGCGAAAUCUUUACAUCUUUGUUUCUAGACUGAUACAGCCAUUCUAAGGUUUAUUUUCUAACCCUUCUUGAUACAUGUACAACCAAACACCAUACAGCGUUAUUCAGCUGUUUCUGGUAUCAUCUGUUUAUGACUAAUGGUAUAUGGUGGUCAAGAAUUUCUAGUUAAACACAGAGUAUCGACAAUUACGACUACAGGUGUUUCUUUGCUGAUACACGGAGCAGUUUGUUGGGUCACCGUGAGUCCUAAACUUUCCAAGUCAACACCCCUAUGAAUACCAAGUGAAUUAGUCCGUUGACCCUGUGACCCCAACAUGGCGACCAAAAUAAAAAUUUGGCGAUAUUUCGGAUGUUUCUGACAUGUUUGUGGUGCUAGUUGUGGACCUGUGGCGUCUAGAAUGGACAGAGGUGUCAGAGCCAAAGGAGGAAUCUGCCUUGACCUGAGGGAAAGGGAGCUAGGUGGGCGCACAGACGGCAGCCGGCGAUGUGUCCGACUCAUGAAGAAGCUUGUGUGUGCGAAAUCGUCAACAUUUACGAGGAUUUGGGACAAAGAAUCAAAGUAUCCAAUCUCUUAUGAAGAGGGAAGAUUGUUGUUUGACAACUACAGGACAUGUUAUACCAGUUUAGGCCUUCAUGCCAUACCACAGCUGUUAUUCCGACUGCCCAGCUGUUCAACUGCAGAAAAGACGGAAGAUGUCAUCAUGUGCCAGUCCAGCCUGAACACCUUACCUACAGAGAACCAUGGCUACAGAGGCUGCCUGCUGGGCCUCACUGCUAGUAACUGGCUGAUGAGAUGGGAUGUCAACACUGGGAAGUGUCUAGAGGCUGUCUACCUGUCUCAUAGGUACAAGUUCAGACACAUUGCAUGGGGAACAUUUCUGGAGAACUUCGUGGUGAGAUCUAUUCACACCAAACACACAGCUGCAGCACGGGCCGCAGGAAUCCCUCAGCCCCUCCUGAUGGUGCUGGCCAUGUUUAAGGUUUUCCCUCUCAGGUUCAUUGCCAUGAUGGAGAUCAACAAACAUGUAUUUGGGAGGGAUGUGACAGAUGCGAUGAUCUCACAAGGUGUGCUGGUAGUGAUGUACCAGGGAAACACAGUCAGGUGCUUCAGCUUUGACGACAUUGUAGACAAGAACAGUGUUAUGAAGGCAGACCUUUUCAAAGACUGUGGAGACUUUGGCACUGUUGGCAGCUACCCCACUGGGCUACCGCUGACUGUCAAGCUAACAGAGUGUCCGCCCGUGCUGUUUGAAGUGAAGUGUUCAGAACACAGCCUACAGUUGGGCGGGGUCCCCUGGCAUUACCUCAUCACUCCUCCAGCUCAGGGAUACAAGGGAGUCUUCCACGUCAGGUCUAUGGAAACUGGUGCCAUGGCCAAGAACGGAGUGUUGGACAUGGACAGUGUCUCAGUGGAGCCAGACAAGGCCUUCUUCCACACAGACGACUCGGGAAGGAUCUUCCACAUGGGACCCAGCACACUCAGGGUCUUGAGAAUAAGGAGUGGCAGCCAUGGUUAUGAACUAGUGCCAGAUUUUGUCAUCGAUGCUCAUUCUCCAUGUUCCACCAGCAGACCUCAGGUAGAUGGUAUGAUCCUGACCUCCUCAGGAAGACAGGUGAAGAAAUUGUUGCUGGAUGCCUAUGCCGACCCUUGCUAUGAGUCUCUGCAAGGCGUUGACUACGAGAGUGACCUCGACAUCUUGGCUGUGACAUCUGUCAGUCAAAGGGAUGACAAGCUGGUAGGGCAUGUAUGUUUCCAUGACAACCAAACAGGUGCACUGCUGAACAGGGUAGAGCUGGAGGAGGCUUGGGAUGAGACAUGUGACCACACCAUCUCGUUGGAUCUAGACACACUGGUACACAUUGUGAAAACUCCACAGAGAAGAUACCAUUGUUAUGUCUACAAGUUAGACAGGACUGUAGGACAAAUAGAAGAAAAGCAACCCAGACAAAAAGGGAAAAGGAGAAAAUCGACCAGACGAAGAUGAAAAGACAAUAACCAUUAGAUAGAUUCUUGAAAUGGACAUCAUAGGAAGAAAACUAAUCCGUUGUUUACUAUGAUCUAAAUAUACGUUGAUGAAGGUUUAACAUCCAGGUAAUAACAUAUACCAAAUAGUAAUGGCCAGACGUUUCAGGCAGAUCUGUUGAAGAGUAGUCCUCAGUGUCACUGACAAAAUGUAGUCAAUGCUACCUGAAACGUCUGACUGUUUCCAAAACUAUAUGC
Messenger RNA from Branchiostoma floridae (Florida lancelet), 2605 nucleotides. Its product is annotated as DDB1- and CUL4-associated factor 17-like. The coding region runs from base 783 to 2369 and encodes 528 amino acids. Gene Ontology annotation, biological process: protein ubiquitination. NCBI's taxonomy places the organism in Eukaryota, Metazoa, Chordata, Leptocardii, Amphioxiformes, Branchiostomatidae. The record is from RefSeq and is a predicted model, not a curated record. Gene Ontology annotation, cellular component: Cul4-RING E3 ubiquitin ligase complex. The transcript has 15 exons.